Molecule: messenger RNA, 2718 nt
Organism: Paralichthys olivaceus (Japanese flounder)
Lineage: Eukaryota; Metazoa; Chordata; Actinopteri; Pleuronectiformes; Paralichthyidae
Gene: coq10b
Product: coenzyme Q10B
Biological process (GO): cellular respiration; ubiquinone biosynthetic process
Cellular component (GO): mitochondrion
Molecular function (GO): ubiquinone binding
Source: RefSeq, a predicted model, not a curated record
CAAGGAGCCGCUGUCAGGAGAGAGAAGAAGAAGAAGAAGAAGAAGAAGAGGAGGAAGAAGAAGAGGAAGAAGAGGAAGAUGGCGAGAGGCCACAGUCUGAGGAGAGUGGCUCAGUGUCUGAAACAGUUUCCGUCUGUCAGCAGAGAAGUUCCGAGCAGGAGCAACGUCAGGUACCUGUCGUCAUGUGGGAUCCUGAUGACACGGGUGCCUCCCCUCCUGAGUGCGGCCAUGCCAGGGCGUGGUGUCGUGUUGCCGGCCCGCAGCUUCUUCAACCUGGCUGACUCCUUCUCCAAGAGGAAGGAGUACUCAGAGAGACGCAUCAUUGGGUAUUCCAUGCAGGAGAUAUAUGAAGUGGUGGCCGGCGUGGAAAACUACCGCCUCUUUGUUCCCUGGUGUAAGAAAUCUGACGUGGUGUUUAGGCGAUCUGGUUUCUGCAAAGCCAAACUCAGCGUGGGCUUUCCUCCUGUGGUGGAGAACUACAACUCUCUUGUCACUACAGUGCGCCCCCACCUGGUCAAGGCGUCCUGUUCAGAUGGGAAACUCUUCAACCACUUGGAGACGGUUUGGCGCUUCAGCCCUGGUCUCCCGGGUUACCCUCGUACCUGCACUGUGGAUUUUGCUAUCUCCUUCGAGUUCCGUUCCCUCAUCCACUCUCAGCUCGCUCACGUCUUCUUCGACGAGGUGGUGAAGCAGAUGGUGUCUGCGUUCGAGCGCCGCGCCUCCAAGGUAUACGGCGCAGAGACGCCCAUCCCUCGCGAGCUCAUGUUCCACGAGAUUCACCACACGUAGCGCCGCCUCCCCAAAGGCAAACACAAAUAUCCGAUGCCAACGCCAGAAAGGAUGAGGGAGGAGAAAGUGUUAGAAAGACAACCCGUGUUCUAACUGAGAGUCACAGUGCCUUUCUCACAGCUACGACCAAGUUCAUUCCCAACAAUUUCAUAUCUAAUAAGUGACAUGGAUCCGGCGCCAAGCUUUCACCUUCAUGCUCAACGUUUCAUUCAGUCAUUUCCACUUUCUGAGAUAAAUCUGUGCCUGGUUGUUAAUCUGAGUUCUCAGGUUGUGAGCGUUGAGGUGAAACCGCGGCAGCUCUGUCGGGUCAUCACACCUGUACACACCAGUCGUUCACUUCACUGCUCUAACUGACUGUUUCACUUGAGCUGCUGUCGACUUCACUUUCAAAAGCUACUGCAUCAGUUCAUUCAUCAAUGGAUCAAUCGAGAAAUUCUUUUACCGAUAAUGGAAGUAAUCAAGACCUCGACUUCCUGUUUUCAAACCGCGGAGAUUCAAACUGUAGUUACAGCAGUGCAGCUCGUUACGACACAUUCACAAAACAUUUUAAAUGGAAACAAGAACUUGUGUCCUCAUGUCUGGGUCAUGUGACUGUCAUGUGGUCGUCGUACAGGAGCGAGGUCAAAGGUCAAAGUCUUCUCACGAUGUGAUGACAUGAGCAGCAGCUCUAGUUGUUGUAAGACCAGGGUCCAAGUGUUAAAACCUCGAUGCUCGUCUGUGAUGACUUAAAGCAACAAAGCAGAAUAUUGAAGAUCAAAGACUAAAUUAUUGUUUUUUUUAUCUCCAUCAUCAAAGUUUAAAACUUGAAACUCAACAAAGUGACAUGAGCUCAGAGGCUUUUCACUGCAGACACAUGAUGAGAACACGUAGUGAGUGGAGACACUGUCACUGGACAUUUUGUAUAAAGAGGACGAGCAGGAGGACGUGUAGACAACGAAACGACGCAUAUACGCAUAUAUACGAAUAUAUACGACAUGAACUGUACACAAUCCGAAACACACACCUUCUCUGGGUGCUGAACUUUUAUCUAGAGGGCUCUGUUUUUUUUCUCAAUAUUAUGCUCAUCUCGUUGUUCAGAGAGCGAUGCUGGACAUGAGAGCUGCUGAAUUAUCCAGCAGAGGGUGUUUUACUUCUUCUUAAGUAUGCAAUAUGAGCUGUGUAAGCGUUCUUUUAAAUACACAAACAUUUAAACCCUCUGUCCAUGUAAAGGGCCCAAACUGGCUGACGACACAGAGACACCGGCCUGUGUUCAUUGAACGUCACAGGAGAGAAUGUUGUUUUCUGAGCGUGAACAACGAGACACAUUAGAGUGAGUGAAAAUCGAAUCGACAGAUCUUCAAAUGCUGAUAAAACACUAAAGUGACUCUAUUCUUGAUGCUGUUGUUAUCAACAACAACAAUAAUAAUGAUAAUAACAGAAAACAGAGGCCGUUAUUCAACUGCCAACAUCGAGCGUCUUCUCUAAACUCACGUGAAGACACUUCUGCAUUUGUAAGUGAAAAUAAUCUUUAUUUUUAACAUUAAGGAUUAGAAGCGUAAAUUAGAUUCUUAAUGUGUCCGUGCAGAUUCAGACUGUGAGAGGUUGAAUAAAUACAGGCCGUGCAUGUGUCUUGUCGGUCAGGACGUUGUUUCAGUGAGGUCAUCGGCCCUGAACCCACGUCGCUCACAGAGUGCCUCCUGACCGACUGGCAGCAUAUUUAUCUCUAUUUUUAAACAUUAGACUCGUAUUUAUUACUUAGUUUAAAGUGUAAAUAUUGGUAAUGAGAUCACAAGACGUAAAUACACACUGCUUUUAAAGAGACUAGGUUUGUGUCCGUGUGCUCGAUGGGACGGGGGACGGGACUUCUUGGGAAGAUGAUGUGUUGAAAGUUGGAACAAGUUCAGAAAGAUUUACCAACUGCAUGAUUUAUAAAGUAUUUUUUCUAAAAAA